Solanum dulcamara is the source of this 975-nucleotide messenger RNA. RefSeq lists its product as uncharacterized. Lineage: Eukaryota; Viridiplantae; Streptophyta; Magnoliopsida; Solanales; Solanaceae. Bases 1 to 975 code for a protein of 324 amino acids. The record is from RefSeq and is a predicted model, not a curated record. The transcript is spliced from 4 exons.
AUGGCAUCGCUGCGGGAUAUGAGCAUUCAUGGGAGUAAUGCUGGGAGUCUUCAGUGUCAAAACAAUGACAUCGGGAACAUGAAUGAUGUCAAUGUUGACCAAAUGGAUAGUGCCGAAGCUAUAAGGUUACCACCAACUGUGGGCAAUGCAAUAUUCCAUGUGACCUUGUCGAUAAAGCAACUUGGAGUUCAAUUGGGCCAAAUCUCAGCCUACUUGAAUCUGAGGCAUAAAGGUGGUCUCCGUAGUGAUACAAUGGUGAAUCCUAAGAAUGACAAUGCAAAAUAUGUGUCUAUAUUGACUAGGAGUGGAAGCAAGGAUAAGGCCUUUACAUUUGAAAGUGAUGAAUUAGUCGAAGAGCUAAACAAUGAAGCAUCUGAUGAAGUCAAUAACACACCGAUGAUUGUUGAUUCUGGUGUAGCUCAAGGGUCUAAUAUGGGAAUAAUUCCAUUGGUGGUUCCUACAAAACCACUUCCUAAGGUAAAACUUCUAUUCCCUCAACAAUUAAAAAAGAAGGAUGAAGACGUCAAAUUUCAAAAGUUUCUCUCCGUCUUCAAGACACUUUCUAUUAAUCUUUUGUUGGUUGACAUGUUGUUGGAAAUUCCUGGGUAUUCUAAAUUCAUGAAAGAAUUGGUGAAGAAAAAGUGUAGCAUAGAUUUUGACACUAUUGAGGUGUCUCAUAGUUGCAUCGCCAACAUGUCAAGUAAUGUUGUGGUAAAGAAGGAUGAUCCUAGGGCAUUUACUAUUCUGUGUACCAUUGGGUUGUAUCAAUUUGUCAAAGCACUUUGUGAUUUGGGUGCUGGUAUAAACUUGAUGCCAUAUGCCAUAUACAAGCAACUCAGGUUGGGUGAGCCCAAGCUAACCAUAAUGCAACUCCUUAUGGCGGACUGUUCUAUAAAGAGUCCCAUCGGCAUCCUCUAUAACGUUUUGGGGAAAGUUGAUAAGUUAAUAUUUUCCAGCCAAUUUUGUGAUCCUUGA